Molecule: messenger RNA, 3030 nt
Organism: Fonsecaea erecta
Lineage: Eukaryota; Fungi; Ascomycota; Eurotiomycetes; Chaetothyriales; Herpotrichiellaceae
Product: isoleucine-tRNA ligase
Exons: 1
Coding region: 1-3030 (1009 amino acids)
Biological process (GO): isoleucyl-tRNA aminoacylation
Cellular component (GO): cytosol
Molecular function (GO): ATP binding; tRNA binding; isoleucine-tRNA ligase activity
Source: RefSeq, a predicted model, not a curated record
AUGCCAGCGCCUCUGAAAGAUGCAGCCAAAUUUCUGAAGAGCACUCUCCGGCUUCCCUCGUCGACUUUUCCACCGCGUCCAAAGCCCACCGACCUUGCCAGAUAUCUUCCAAGGUGUACCGAUGACCUCUACGCCUGGCAGCGCCGGGAAAGGCCUGCGUCAGACAGCUUCGUACUCCACGAUGGCCCGCCGUAUGCAAAUGGUGAUCUCCAUGUCGGACACGCUCUCAAUAAGAUCGUCAAAGAUAUUGUCUGUCGUUGCAGGCUAGCUGAAGGCCAAAGGGUCGACUAUGUACCUGGCUGGGACUGCCAUGGGCUGCCGAUCGAGCUUAAAGCUCUGGAGAAGCAUGGCUGGGAGCGAGGACAAGGCGUUGAUCCCGUUGCGAUACGGAGCGCUGCGAGGAAGUUCGCAUACAAGACUGUGGAAAAGCAGAUGGCUGGUUUCCGAUCCUGGGCUGUCAUGGGAGACUGGGAUAACCACUGGAAGACCAUGCAGAAAGAUUUCGAGCUGCGGCAGUUGACUGUAUUUCAGGCAAUGGCUCAGUAUGGGUUGAUAUAUCGCAAGAAUAAGCCCGUUUACUGGUCUCCCUCCUCGGGAACUGCUCUCGCAGAGGCCGAGCUGGAGUAUAAAGAUGACCAUGUCUCUACUGCGGCCUUGGUCAAAUUCCCAUUAGACCGGUUUGAGCCAUUCUCGGAUGGUCCUGUUCACGCCUUGAUCUGGACAACUACGCCCUGGACACUUCCCGCAAACCAAGCAAUCGCUGUCAACACAUCUUUGUCAUAUUGUCUCGUCAAGUCAGACGUUCACGGAACGCUGCUUGUGGCCCGCUCGAGGUUGCCUUACCUGCAAGAGUGCAUUGGAGAGAACGUGGAAGUCGUCAUGGAAGAUGUUCCUCUUGACGUACUGCUACAGAGCACUUACUCUGGGCUCCAGCACUUCGGGAGUGAAGCAGCAAACCGUCCCAUCGUCCAUGCUGACUUUGUGUCCGCUGACAGUGGUACGGGACUCGUGCACUGCGCUCCAGGUCAUGGUAUGGAAGACUAUGAAGCUUUACAACCCUUGAUAAAAGUCUCGACUGUCUCUGUCAAAGCCCCGGUCGACAACUCUGGCCGCUUUGAUGGCACCGCAUCACCUGCGGAUCCCGGCCUCCUCGCCGGACAAGACGUGUUUCAAAAAGGCAAUGACAGUGUCCUCCAACUUCUGCGAGCCAACAACCUUCUUGUCCACCAGCAUCGUUACGUUCACAAGUAUCCCAUCGAUUGGCGGACCAAAGAGCCAGUCAUUAUCCGUGCAACAGCCCAGUGGUUCGCGGACGUCUCCAAGAUUAGAGCGGACGCGCUGAACUCUCUCGACGCCGUCACGUUUCUUCCAGAAUCUGGCAAAGCGCGGCUGCGGAGUUUUGUCGAGAACCGCAGCGAGUGGUGCAUCUCCAGGCAGAGGGCUUGGGGGGUUCCGAUUCCGGCCAUCUACUACAAGGACACGGGGGAAGCAGUCCUCACGCCCCAGAGUAUUGAUCACAUCAUCAAAACCAUCAACGAGCGCGGGAUUGAUGCUUGGUGGUCUGAUGCUCCUGAUGACAGCCGCUGGAUUGUUGGAGGACUGCCAGGGACCGCUUCAGACUACACUCGAGGUACUGACACGAUGGAUGUCUGGUUUGACAGCGGAACAAGCUGGACCCUGAUGCUCAAGGAUGAUCUUCUGUCUGCUGGGUCUCGAUCUCAGCCAACGCCAGUCGCAGAUCUCUAUCUUGAAGGCACCGACCAGCACAGAGGAUGGUUUCAGUCGAGCUUGCUUACGAAUAUUGCAUAUCAGAAGUCUCUCCAGUCCGCCUCCAAUCCUGAAACCCCUUCGACACAUCAAGUUCGCGCACCAUUUCGCAUUCUAGCAACCCAUGGCUUCACUCUGGAUGCCCAAGGCAAGAAGAUGAGCAAAUCUCUGGGAAAUGUCAUUGCCCCAACCCAAAUUAUAUCGGGGUUCGCGUCUUCCUCGAAACAAACAAAGCAGAAGCGCGAAGUCCACCAACUCGGACCUGACGUGUUGCGACUGUGGGCGGCGUCGAGUGAGUGGACAAAGGACGUCGUGAUUAGCGAAACGGUAGUGUCGUCUGUCCACACUAUGCUUGACAAGUACCGCCUGACCUUCAAGAUGUUGUUGGGCAUGCUGGCGGAUUUCGAUCCUCAAAUGGCUGUCCCGUAUGAGCGAAUGUCUCGGCUGGAUCAAAUUGCAAUGCAUCAACUUCAUCUGGCCUUCACCUCGAUACGCAAAGCUUACGCUGACUUUGAGUUCCACAAAGCCUCUGGCUCCGUAUAUCGAUGGGUGACGACUGAUCUGUCGAGCUUCUAUUUUGAGGCGAUCAAGGAUGUUCUCUACUGCGAUAUGCCUCUGGCCGCCAGGCGCCUGAGUGCCCAGACCGCACUCCACCACAUUUUUUGCCAAUUCCAAAACAUGCUUGGGCCCAUCACGCCGUUGCUGGUGGAAGAAAGCUGGGAGCAUAGCCCAGAAAGGUACAAAGAGAUCCUCGAGCACCCGCUGAGACGAAGGUGGUCACGUCUACCAGAGGAGUGGCACGAUCCGUCACUGGAGACUGUCUUGCCCUAUAUCGCUUCUAUCAACUCAAGCGUCAAAGCGGCUCAAGAGGCAGCGCGUACACAGAAACUCAUGGGGCAGUCCCUAGCGUCCGAGGUCUCGAUAUUUCUACAGAAGAAUAUUGACCUUUCGAGCAUUCCAAAAGACACCUGGAAGGAACUCCUGGUCGUGUCCUCGGUGGAGAUUGUCUCAACAGAAGCUGGCGAGACGACAUCUCCAGUACUGAGUGCAGAAUAUCAGCCGGCUUGGUCAUUCUCCCGUAACAUUGUCUCGCCUGAUAGUGAGAAGAUAGGGAGGGUGAUUGUCAGGAGUCCCCAUGGCCUCAAGUGCGACCGAUGUUGGAAGUAUGUGGUCGAACGUCAGGAACAGAACCAACCAGAAGAAAAGGAGGCACCUUUGCUUUGUGGGCGGUGCACAGAUGCGAUUGCGAAAUUCCAACAAUAA